Messenger RNA from Sarcophilus harrisii (Tasmanian devil), 3141 nucleotides. It is a transcript of the gene MDM2, whose product is annotated as MDM2 proto-oncogene. Gene Ontology annotation, biological process: regulation of cell cycle; negative regulation of apoptotic process. The coding region runs from base 124 to 1575 and encodes 483 amino acids. The transcript is spliced from 12 exons. Gene Ontology annotation, molecular function: ubiquitin protein ligase activity; identical protein binding. Gene Ontology annotation, cellular component: nucleus. NCBI's taxonomy places the organism in Eukaryota, Metazoa, Chordata, Mammalia, Dasyuromorphia, Dasyuridae. The record is from RefSeq and is a predicted model, not a curated record.
CCCGUUCCGCCAGGGGAGCGGGCCGUCGCCAGCACGGCCAGAAGCUCCCCUCAGCUCUGGAGCCGGAGGAGCUGUGGUCUCCUGUCAGAUCCGAGAGAGGUCCUCCCGCCCUUACCCAGGCAAAUGUGCAAUACCAAAAUGUCUUCUGACACAGAAGGUGCCUUAAGCACCUCACAAAUUCCAGCUUCGGAACAAGAGGCUCUGGUUCGACCAAAACCAUUGCUCUUGAAGUUGUUGAAGUUUGCUGGUGCGCAGAAAGACACAUUCACAAUGAAGGAGGUUUUAUUCUAUCUUGGCCAGUAUAUUAUGUCAAAACAGUUAUAUGACAAAAAGCAGCAGCACAUUGUUUAUUGUUCAGAUGACCUUCUUGGAGAUCUAUUUGGGGUACCAAGCUUCUCUGUGAAAGAACAUAGGAGAUUAUAUGCAAUGAUAUCUAGAAACUUGAUAGCAGUCAAUCAACAGGAAUUUUCUAGUCCAAACACAUCUUCAAAUGAAACCAGGUGUCAGCUUGAAAUCAGAAGUGGUCAAAAGGAAUCUAUGCAAGAGUUACAGGAAGAGAAACCAUCACCAAAUUUUAAUUCUAGACCAACUACCUCAUCCAGAAGGAGAACACAUAGUGAAACAGAAGAAAAUUCGGAUGAAUUGCCUGGUGAAAGACACAGAAAACGGCAUAAGUCAGAUAGUAUUUCCCUUACAUUUGAUGAAAGCUGUGCUCUGUGUGUCAUAAGUGAAAUAUGCUGUGAACGAAGCAAUAGCAGUGACUCAACAGAAAUCCCUUCAAGUCCGGAUAUUGAUACUGGUGUAUUAAGUGAAAAUUCAGAUGAUUCAGUUUCAGACCAAUUCAGUGUUGAGUUUGAAGUUGAGUCUAUUGAUUCAGAAGAUUAUAGUCACAAUGAAGAAGGACAAGAACUCACAGAUGACGAUGAUGAGAUAUACCAGGUAACCGUAUAUCAGGCAGAGGAAAGUGACACAGACUCAUUUGAUGAAGACCCUGAAAUAUCCUUAGCCGAUUAUUGGAAGUGUACUUCAUGUGAUAAAAUGAACCCUCCACUUCCUCCACAUUGCCACAGAUGUUGGGCUUUGCGAGAAAAUUGGCUUCCUGAGGAGAAAGGUGAAGUUGUGAAUAAAGGCAAACUAGAAAGUCCCAUACAAGGGGAAGAAGAGGGCUUUGAUGUUCCAGAUUGUAAGAAAAAUAAAAUGAAUGACUCUCAAGAUUCAUGUAUUGAGGAAAGUGAUGAAAAGAUAGUACAGACAUCAGACUCUCAAGAAAGUGAGGAUUAUUCCCAGCCAUCAACAUCUAAAAGUAUCAUUUGUAGUAGUCAGGAAGAUAAUGGAGAAUUUGAGAGAGAAGAAGCACAAGAUAAAGAAAAAAAUAUGGAAUCUCUUCUACCCCCUAGCACAGUAGAGCCCUGUGUCAUCUGUCAGAGCCGACCUAAAAAUGGUUGCAUUGUCCAUGGAAGGACAGGACAUCUUAUGGCAUGUUUUACAUGUGCUAAGAAAUUGAAAAAGAGAAAUAAGCCUUGUCCAGUGUGCAGGCAGCCAAUUCAAAUGAUUGUGUUAACUUAUUUUCUCUAAAUGUACUAAAGGUGGAACCAUAGAACCCUGCAUAUGAAAUGCUCUUAAAAAUGUUCACAUGGCUUGUGAAAUUUAUUUAAAAUUUUAUUUUUGUACAUUUUUUUUUCUGAGAAAAUGAAUAUUUUAAUCCAUUUUAGUCAUCUCUGGUGCAGUCUGCUUUUUGGAAAGAAUUUUUUAUUCUUUUCCUUUAGGAAAAAAACAUUUUGGUUACUGGGUUGUUUUUUUUUUUCAUUUUUCCAUUAUUUUUAUUAGUUUUCAUUUGUAUCAUUUAUAGAGGCAGCAGAGUAUAAUGGAUAAAGUACUAGUCUGGACAGAUCUAAGUUCAGAUAACCACAUUGGACACUUGAAACUAAUUUGAUCGAGGACGAAUCAUUCAGCCUCUUUGUGCCUUAGUCAAUUCUUAAGAUUUAUCUUCUAAGUCAGAUAAUUUGGGAUUAAGUCAUAAACACUCAUAUUGGGUUUGUUGAAACUAUACUAUAGCUCAUUUACUGUGUGCAUCAUUAAGAAUUACUAGUUAGAAGAUUGAUUUUCUAUUUGUUAAAUAGUUCUUGUCUUAUGUAGUUUGGGAGUAUCAAUUUUUGAAAAAUUUGUGUAAAUAAUAAAUUUAAUAAAUAUUAUUUAAGUUUAAUAUUGUUGGCGGAAGGUAAUGAUGAUUGAUGAAAAUGUUUGUUUUUGAGUUGCAAAUAAGAUACUCUUAAGAUUUCUGAUUUUUUGAAGCUUUAUCUGUUCUGAGUUCCAAGAAUCUAGAAAAUACCUGCUGAUAAAAAUCUGAUAGUUCAUUUAUUACUUCAAGAUCUUUUGCUAUUGUGUAUAUAAACACAAUUUUUUGUAGAGUCCAUUGUAAUUAAUUCUUUUUACAUUCCUUUGCCACCAGAAGGACCAUACCUGGGCAGAUAUUUUUAAGAGCCUCCAGUGAAAUUUAAUGUUGACCUUUUGACUGAAUACUAGCUUACCCCAGACCUCACUUAAAGUUAGAAUUUAAGUUGGAAAGUGUUUGUUUUUACCAAAUUGAAAGUAAUUCAGAUGUGACUAAAUAUAUUAUCUUGGUCUGGAUACAUGGCCCCAGAUAGGUGUCUGAAUUUUAACAUAAUCAAGUCCAGUUUUAAACUUAACAAAUUGGAAGCUGCACACAUGAAAGCACAUUCUUAUAGAACUUUUUUUUUCCUGGUUAAAUGCAAAUUAAAUAUUAGAUUAAUAUUGUUGUUAAACCAUUUGCCAUAUAUUUGAUUUUAAUGUGUUACUAUUUGGAGAUAUCAGUAAUGAUUAUUUAAAAUAGAUAAUUAACAUGAAUUUCUACUUUUCCAUGCCAUUGAAGGUGAGCUUUGAUCCACUUUUGGAUAUGGACAUCUCCAAUGUAAAUACAUUAUGAUUUGUCUUUUUGGGAGCAGAUUUAUUUUCAUAAUUAUUGUUGCUUAGUCUGUGAAUUCUCUGAGCCACAGACUAAUUUGCUGACUGGAAAGCUAAUUUAAAUUUGGAAACUUGUAGCAAAAAUUCAUGUAGCUAAAUGAAAGUUCUUCAUUAUAAAUGUGUUUGUGAAAGCUAAUAAAGAAAAUAAAAUGCACAAAA